GCGUGUCAGAGUGAAGUAGCAGCGGAAGACAACUCGCCGUCCCGCUCAUCAGAGUGAUAGCAGUCUCGCCUGUGAGCCCGAGCCGUGAGCAGCGCAAGAGUGCAGCUGCACACCAGUUAACCCAAGCUGCUCCGAGUGAGGCAUGCUGCUCAGCAACAACCAGGCCGCCGGAGUCGACAGAGAGGGAAGCUCGAGUGUUGUCGCCGGCAGCAUGUCCAAGGAAAUACUGUUCAAAUUUCUAGUCAUCGGCGAUUAUGGCGUGGGCAAGACAGCAGUCGUCCGCCGUUACACAGACGGCCGCUUCUCUUCCAACUACAAAAUCACGAUAGGAGCGGACUUCUCUAUGCGAACCUUGCAGUGGGACGACAACACCAAGAUCAACCUGCAGCUCUGGGACAUUGCGGGUCAUGAGCGCUUUGGUUGCAUGACCAGAGUGUACUACAAAUAUGCCGUUGGCGCCGCGAUAGUGUUCGACCUCUCGCGGACAGCAACUUUCCAGUCCGUACGCAAGUGGCUCAAGGACCUGCGCGAGAAGCUGACCCUGGCCGACGGAGAGCCCGUGCCGAUCGUACUGCUGGCCAACAAGUGCGACAUUCCCGGCUACGGCGUCCAGCCCGAGGUCGUGACUCGCUUCUGCAAGGAGCAGGGCAUCCAGGCGUGGUUCCUCACAUCCGCAAAGACCAACGUCAACGUUGAUAAGGCGAUGCAGUUUUUAGUGGAACGUGCCAUGGGUUCACGCCAUCGAGAAAUCUCACGAGAGAGUGACGCUAUUCUUCUGAACAAUGAGUGCAACGAAGACAAUGCAGAGAAGGUUGAUAUUUGUUGCUGACAGCAUAUGCUAAUAGAAACAUUGGAAUAUCUAUACAAGACUGAAAUAAUGUUGGACCCUGUAAUUUAUUUUAGAUAGGUUAAUUGUUUAGGCAUUUUACCCAAUAUUCUAUUAUUUUGAAGAGAUUAAGACUGUUUAUAUAUCAAUAGCAUAACAUUUUGUAUAAAAAAAUACUUAAGUAUAUGUUUAUAUAUACAUUUUUAUUUUUGUUUUAAAAGGAUUAGAUAAAAUGUACUAUAUUGAAAUGAUCAGUAACAUUGUAUGUAUAUCAUUAAUUUAUUAUACGAGGCUCACUAGCAAGAAGCUUCCACUCACA
This is a messenger RNA of Frankliniella occidentalis (western flower thrips), 1145 nucleotides long. Its product is annotated as ras-related protein Rab-32-like. The record is from RefSeq and is a predicted model, not a curated record. Gene Ontology annotation, cellular component: trans-Golgi network; vesicle; Golgi apparatus. Bases 143 to 829 code for a protein of 228 amino acids. Gene Ontology annotation, molecular function: GTPase activity; GTP binding. The transcript has 7 exons. Gene Ontology annotation, biological process: vesicle-mediated transport. Lineage: Eukaryota; Metazoa; Arthropoda; Insecta; Thysanoptera; Thripidae.